UUGAACAAACAAGUUCAUCACUGAUACUAUUGCCUCCUCCAUGGCCUCCUUUUGCCCCACCAUGAAUACAAGUUCCAUUCCCUCUAUUAGAACUGCUUGUGGGGAAUAAACGACAGGCGCCGUUGUGCCAGUUAGUCGUGAUACAAAGUUCGAAGAGAUGAUCUGUAACUCGUAUAAUUAUCAGUGAUCGGAAACUUUACUUCUCAAUCAGGCUAAACUAAUCUUUCUCUCAACGAUAUCGACAAAAUUAAAUACGUCGAAAAAAAUCGACAUUACGUAUAAUUUACGUUUUUCUUCCUAUCAUUGAUCGCUCAUCGUCAGCAACCACGAAGUUGCUCGAGGGUUGUGUUACCGAGUGUGAGGUUGGGAGGACCAUGAAGACGUCCACGUUAUCAUGCAGUGACUUGAUCAAGCAGGAGAUACGAGAUGCCUGUAAGGACCUUGUCCUAUCCGAUAACCAGCUCCGACUGGUUAUGCAGAAACUCACCGAGGAGAUCAAUAGGGGUUUGUCGAAGGAAACCCAUGAUAAUGCAAUCGUCAAAUGCUUUACUACCUACGUGCAGGAUCUGCCAAACGGCACUGAAAAGGGCAACUUCUUGGCACUAGAUUUAGGCGGUACAAAUUUUAGAGUGUUAUUAAUCACAUUGGAUGGUCAAAAUUUUGAUAUGAAAAGCAAGAUCUAUGCCAUACCUCAAAGUUUGAUGCUAGGAACUGGUAUCCAGCUAUUCGAUCACAUCGCCCAAUGUUUGGCAUUGUUUGUAAAGGAAUUAAAUUUGCAGAAUGAAAUAUUACCAUUAGGCUUCACCUUUAGCUUUCCCCUUACCCAAUAUGGAUUGACGAAGGGUCAUCUAGUGAGAUGGACCAAGGGCUUCAAUUGUAGUGGUGUAAUCGGUGAAGAUGUCGUUGCUCUUCUUGAAGAAGCAAUUGGUAGAAGAAAUGAUGUUAAGAUUGAUGUAUGCGCGAUCCUAAAUGACACCACUGGCACUUUAAUGUCAUGUGCUUGGAAAAAUCGAAAUUGUCGAAUUGGUUUAAUCGUUGGUACCGGAAGUAAUGCUUGCUAUGUCGAAAAGACAAAGAACGUACAGUGCGCGAUUCCAGGCAAUUAUGCUGAAAACAAACCUCAUAUGCUCAUCAAUACGGAAUGGGGCGCAUUUGGUGAGGAAGGCAUAUUAGAUUUUGUAAUAACCGAUUUUGAUCGUGCCAUAGAUGAAAACUCUAUUAAUCCUACGAAACAGCUGUUUGAGAAAAUGAUCUCAGGAAUGUAUAUGGGUGAACUAACGAGACUGGUUCUGGAAAAAUUGGUCAAUGCUGGCCUUCUUUUUGGUGGCAAAUGUUCCAACAAUCUUAGAAAACGCGGCAAGUUCUUCACGAAGUAUGUCUCUGAGAUUGAAAACGAUCCUAAGGGAAGAUACACGAAUUGCCGAGACGUAUUGGCUGAACUAGGAAUGCCAAAUGUGAGUGAUCAAGAUUGUGAAAAUGUGAGAUAUGUAUGCUCAGUAGUGUCGAGGAGAGCAGCGCACUUGGUGAGCGCAGGAAUAGCGGCAUUGCUGAACAAAAUGGGAGAGAAUAAUGUCACAGUAGGCAUCGAUGGUUCGGUAUAUCGAUUUCAUCCGCACUUUCACGAUCUCAUGACAGCGAAGAUUAGUGAACUUCAAAAAUAUAAGUUUGACUUGAUGCUCUCGGAGGAUGGUAGCGGUCGAGGUGCCGCUCUGGUUGCUGCAGUGGCGUCGCAGAGGCGGUGAAAACGUGUUUAUCAGUAGCGAGCUAGCUGCAAUUCAAUUAUGUAUAAUAUAAAGCUGAACGACGAUGAGAGAAUUGAUCAGAAUGAAUGAUGAUCGAAUGAGAACAAUUGAGUAUGGGAAAUAAAUUAGGGAUCUUUUUCUGUGCUCAUUUUGACUGCAUUUUCACUCCUUUUUCUUGUACGGUUUGUUUUUCUUUUUCAAAACCUGAAUAGUUUAUCAAUCGGAAAAAGAAUUCAUAAAUGUGAAUGUUAAAGAAAUUAUGAAUUUGUUUUCGAAAAAAAAUAUUUUAAAGUAACAUGUAUUCAUACGAAGGUUAUCUUGUUACGAAUAUAAAAUAUACAAGAGAGUGCAGUUAAAAAGAAACCGAACUUAAAAAUUAAACAGAAUUUAAAAAUUGCGUGAUAAAUAUUUCUUGUACAUAGAGCACAAAAACACAGUAAAUUAGUGGAUUAGUGAAUUGUAACUACUUAGUUAAGGUUCUUGCAAAAAACUAGAAAAUCAAGGAUGUCCUUCCUGACAGACGAGACGACGACAGCUAAUUAGCGUUUCGUUAAUGAUUCGCAUAUCUCAUUAGCAUGAGUUAAUCAUCUCGUAAUUCUGCGAGAAAAUUACUAAGAAAAUAGAUAUAUCUAAACGAAAUAGAAGAAUCACCGGAUAUAAUCCGGUAAAAAAAUGUCAAGUGUCAAUUGAUAAAAAUAUUGCUAAAUGCAAACAAACUAAAUCGAUGAUAUAUUAAAUUUAUUAUAGCGAUUACCAAAAA
Messenger RNA from Pogonomyrmex barbatus (red harvester ant), 2502 nucleotides. RefSeq names its product Hexokinase A (gene Hex-A). The record is from RefSeq and is a predicted model, not a curated record. NCBI's taxonomy places the organism in Eukaryota, Metazoa, Arthropoda, Insecta, Hymenoptera, Formicidae. Gene Ontology annotation, biological process: carbohydrate phosphorylation; intracellular glucose homeostasis; glucose 6-phosphate metabolic process. Gene Ontology annotation, cellular component: cytosol; mitochondrion. Gene Ontology annotation, molecular function: glucokinase activity; ATP binding; D-glucose binding.